Molecule: messenger RNA, 1184 nt
Organism: Drosophila serrata
Lineage: Eukaryota; Metazoa; Arthropoda; Insecta; Diptera; Drosophilidae
Gene: fig
Product: fos intronic gene
Biological process (GO): protein dephosphorylation
Cellular component (GO): mitochondrion
Molecular function (GO): protein serine/threonine phosphatase activity
Source: RefSeq, a predicted model, not a curated record
GACUUUUCCUUUUACUGUCAGAUUUUUCAAAAUUUUCUCAUAAAAAUAGAUAGUAUUAUUUUUUUUAAAUCCCAUAUACCAAAACCAAUGUUUCCAUCAAUGUUCUUUCGAAACAAUAGCUGGCCACGUCUGGUGCCACCACAUCACCUGCUCCAUGGCAACUUCUCCACAAUCUCUACUCCCUUUCCGACGACAAAUCUCAAUCAAAUUAAAGCUCCCUCCACUUCCUUCAAGUCUAACGCCGACUCUGGUGAUCCCGGUGCUGUGGAUAGUGGUGAUCCCUACCUGGUCAAGGUGGUACAGGGACAUUCCAAGGAACCCCAGCUACCCAAUGAUCUCACAAAACGACGCUUUGGCGAGGACAGUUGGUUCUUCAGUUCCACGCCAUCGGCCGAAGUGCUCGGAGUAGCCGAUGGUGUCGGUGGAUGGCGGGACAUGGGCGUGGAUCCAGGACGUUUUGCCACAGAGCUAAUGUCCUGCUGUUCGAGACAAGCACAGCGUCCAGAAUUCGAUGGAAAGAAUCCACGGGAACUGCUCAUCGCUGGCUACAGGGAACUAACCCAUCGCGAACAACCGGUGGUGGGUAGCAGCACCGCCUGCCUGGUGGCAUUGCAUCGACGGGACUGUACCCUGUACACAGCCAACCUUGGGGACAGUGGUUUCCUUGUUAUACGCAACGGGAAGAUUCUUCAUCGCUCCAAGGAACAAACGCAUGCCUUCAACAUGCCCUUUCAGCUGACAGUGCCACCCACCGGGAAGGAUGACCAUUUUCACUUUGAUCAGCCAGAGAUGGCCGUGUCCACAAGCCUCUCCCUACAACCACAUGACCUGGUGCUCCUGGCCACUGAUGGUCUCUUCGACAACAUGCCCGAAAGCAUGCUCCUCCAGAUGCUCAAGGAAAUCCGUUCAAAUUCUAAAAGGGAUCUACAGGAAGGCGCUAGUUUGGUGGUGGAGAAAGCCCGUGAGCUGUCACUAAAUUCCAGUUUCCAGUCACCAUUUGCCAUAAGGGCAAGGGAAAAUAAUAUCUUUUAUCCCGGAGGCGGGAAACCGGAUGAUAUAACCCUUAUCUUGGCCAGGGUUGAGGUUCCCUAGACUCUUGAAGAGUAAUAAAGUUUUGCUAGCAGAUAGUAUUUCAUGUCCAUCAAACAAGCAGUGAUAAAAUCAUUAAAAUUUGUAUAUAUGUA